AUGAAUGCCAAUUUGAUCGUUAUUAAACGUGGAAGAGAUUCUGUCUGUACAGAUGCUGGGAAAUGUAUAUCUUUUUCUGGAAGACUUUGUGGCCGUAAUGUAUUGGUAGGGAAGGGAUUAGCACGUACUAUUGUAUCUGACUGUGGGCCAAGAGGAAAAUGUAUGGGUGGACGUUGCAGUAUUGAUAAAUGUGCCGAUAUUCUUUGUGACGAAACAAAUGAAAUAUGUCGUGAUGGAAUGUGUAUGUCCAUAACAUCAAUUUUAUGUUUUUCACCUUUUGAUUGUGGUCCCCCAUCCUUUUAUGAAUGUAAACAACAAAAAUGUCAGCGUCGUUUUGAUACUUUAGGACCUGUUUUAACUCAUCCUUCACCAAAAUGUGAUCCUGGGGAAAUUUUAAGUGGAGAUAAAUGUGUAACAAAUGAUGGAGAAGCUUGUACAAGAAUUGUUUGUCCUUCAGGGAAUAGUUGUUUUAAUGGACUUUGUAUUCCUUCAAGUGGAACAAAUUGUGCUAAUUCAGGGGAAUGUCCAGAUUUACAUCUUUGUCGGGAUGGACGUUGCGUUUCUGAUGUUUGUGCAGCAAAUGGAAAAGUGAAAUGUCCCCCAGAACAUGCUUGUUCCCCAACAAGCAAUCCUGAAGGAGAAUGUAGACAUUUUCAAGGUUUAUUGUGUUCACAUACAGCUGCAAUUGAAGAUUGUCCUCCACCUUAUUAUUGUAUUGGAGGUAUUUGCACAAAAGACGAAUGUUAUAGAAAAGCUUGCCAAAUUGGCGAACGUUGUGAUUCUGGAAUUUGUUUAAGAAUUGAAGGUACUCCAUGCCGGGAUGCAGCCAAAGAAUGUGGAGAACAAUUUACUUGUGAUAAUGGUAUUUGCCGUGAUCAAAUUGAUGUCCAAUCGACUACAAUAUUCCCUUUUAAUAAUAACAAUCCUUCUAUUAAAUCUUCCCAAUCUGGGGGGAUUUGGAGUUAA
This is a messenger RNA of Meloidogyne enterolobii, 966 nucleotides long. NCBI's taxonomy places the organism in Eukaryota, Metazoa, Nematoda, Chromadorea, Rhabditida, Meloidogynidae. The record is from the annotation of a GenBank genome assembly.